AUGCUGAGACAAAGGAGGUCAAAUUUACUAGCAAUCUUCAUUCGCAACAUUUAUACCAGUCCUCGGUCUUGUGCAAGCCACUACGAUGUCCUCGGCAUUACCCCAAAAGCGACCCAGAAUGACAUCAAAUCAGCUUAUUACAAGUUGUCAAAAAUAUAUCAUCCAGACAAAUCAAGCGAUGAAACUGCAGCUAGAAAGUUCAGAGCUAUCACUGAGGCAUAUGAGAUUUUAGGAAAUGUUAAAUCAAAAAAGAUGUAUGACAAAGGUCUUCUAGUAGGAAAGGAAAAUACCACCCGUAUGGAUGUUCAUUAUGAACCAGAACCUGUUGACCCAACACUUAAGUUUUAUAAAUCUCGCUCUAACCGUCAAGUAACACCAACUAUGGAUGGCAGAACACCCAUUUAUGACUUUGACACAUGGUCGAAAGAACACUAUGGAAGACUUUUACAAAAGUCAAUUUAUGAAAAGGAAUUCAUUAAGAACAAAAGAGCUAAGGAAGUUGAUGUAAAUCAGUCUAAUCAUCAGGAAUUGCUGAUUUAUAUAAUGUUUAUCAUUGGCUGCUUGUUUAUAUUAAUGGUUGCCCAUGGUGAAGCAGAUUAUGAUAGAAACAAAUUAAGAGAUCAAAAUUCUACAAGUAAACCACAAGAGUCUCCAAGACAAGAACAAGUUCCAGUAUCUUCAAAUUUAAAA
Iphiclides podalirius (scarce swallowtail) is the source of this 690-nucleotide messenger RNA. The record is from the annotation of a GenBank genome assembly. NCBI's taxonomy places the organism in Eukaryota, Metazoa, Arthropoda, Insecta, Lepidoptera, Papilionidae.